Diaporthe citri is the source of this 741-nucleotide messenger RNA. RefSeq lists its product as uncharacterized. Lineage: Eukaryota; Fungi; Ascomycota; Sordariomycetes; Diaporthales; Diaporthaceae. The transcript has a single exon. Gene Ontology annotation, biological process: protein phosphorylation. The coding region runs from base 1 to 741 and encodes 246 amino acids. The record is from RefSeq and is a predicted model, not a curated record. Gene Ontology annotation, molecular function: protein kinase activity; ATP binding.
AUGCCGAUACCUCCGCAGACAGUACACAGCAAUGGAGGAAAGCAUGUCUUCGUGUCCACAAUCUCAAGCCCCAAUGUUCACGAGUACCGCAAUGAAUCAGAGCAUGUGGUCAUCAAGCAAACAACGGCUGAGGAGGUCAACAUCCUAAGGCGAGUGGGCAAGAAUCACCCGAACAUAAUCCGGUACAUUGACAGCCUAGGUGACGAAAUCGUGGCGGGGUACAAAACGUGCCCAAAACUCCUGCUCGUGAUGGAAAAAGCCGAUGGAGGUACUCUCAAAGACCUCGUUGCGCACGUCAGAGGUUUGAACACUGCUCGCAGGCCCACAUUUGUCCUCCCGGCUCAGUUUCUCUAUAACGUCCUUGCCAGCCUCAUUGAGGCUGUGUUGUACCUGGAGACGUCCCUCACAGUACCCAUGCAGCACAUUGAUUGCCACAUCGGGAAUGUCGCCUUCUUCAGACGACGUUGUUCCUGGCCCUCGGUCAAGAUACUGGAUUUCAACAGGGUCCAGCCUGGUGGCAAAGGGUAUCCGUCCCCAGCGAUUGGCGUCUUUGCUAGGGGUCUGCUCCAGCACCGGUGCGUCUUGCCGUCGGAGUUUGUUGACAUUCUUGAGGAGCUGUCAGCGCCCCUGACUAGUCUUGGCAUUCUGACGAGUGUUCAGGCUCUUGUGUUGGCCAGAGCCCGGAAGUGUACUCCUCCCCGUAGCCACCAGUGGCUGACUGAGUACUUCGAUUCGCAGUGA